CUGCACUUUUCAGUAUAGUUAAGGCGUUUCGUACGAUCGGUGUAUUUGCGAUUUUUCUUCUCGAUCUACUAUUUGUCUUAGUAUAUUUCGACUAAACAAAUCUUCCGAAAUUUAUCAAUAAUAUCGUUUGUGGAGUAUAAUUUCUAUAAAUCUUGCAAAAAUGGACGUUGAAAACAAUAAAGAUACGUCACUGAAACCGGGAUCAAGUGCACCUAUGAUCGAUCCAACGACGGGUGAAGUGAUACCGAACGUAAACACCUACCAGCAAAAGAAGAAUCUGGCCCAGGGCAUGAUGGACUUGGCUCUGGUGUCCGCCAACGCCAAUCAGCUGCGCUAUGUUCUGGAAUCUUUUACGCGCCAUCCUUACUACUACUUCAGUUUGAUCUUUAUUUCCGUCAGUUUGAUCAUUCAGAUCGGUGUCGGAGUUGGACUGAUCAUGAACAGCCGGUACGACGUUAACGACAGGCGUGAAAUAUGCAAGGCAAACAGAAUCAACGAUUUGGUCACGAUCGGCAUCUUUCUGAUAACGCUGGUCAAUGUGCUGAUAUCGGCAUUCGGCGUGGCUCCCCGAGUGGACUGAAUCGGAAUGUGUGAAAUUGUGGAUACAGUGGAUUGCUGUAGAGUGUAUUUUCUAAGUGUGUUUUAUUGUGACAGUUCUAUUAUUAAAAGUGACGGUUCUAUUAUUAGAACUGAUUAAAAAGUGUAAUAUUUGAUUUUUGAGUUUGUUUAGGAACCAAAAAUGGCCAAAAUCUAUCAAACUGAAGCUGAAUAUUCGAAUUUGAUCAUGAUGAGGAAGAUCGUAUACGAAUAAUUACAAACUAAUUUGUAUCGACGCUGUACGUAUCUCUGGCCAGAGUGUUAUUAAUGCAGCUUUCUUUAUACAAUAAUAAAUUUAAUUGAAGAAUUCAA
This is a messenger RNA of Malaya genurostris, 909 nucleotides long. RefSeq names its product ninjurin-A. Gene Ontology annotation, cellular component: membrane. The coding region runs from base 161 to 580 and encodes 139 amino acids. Lineage: Eukaryota; Metazoa; Arthropoda; Insecta; Diptera; Culicidae. The transcript is spliced from 2 exons. The record is from RefSeq and is a predicted model, not a curated record. Gene Ontology annotation, biological process: cell adhesion; tissue regeneration.